AUGGCUACCGGUGAUGGAAUCCCGACUUUCAAGCUCGUUCUGGUGGGCGACGGUGGUACCGGCAAAACAACUUUCGUCAAAAGACAUCUUACCGGAGAGUUCGAGAAGAAAUACGUCGGUAUGGUUCUUGUUUUUUUCGGCGAAUUUCGUUUUGAUUAUUUCAAUUCAUAAAAAAAGUAAUUUUUUUUUAUUUCCAGCCACUCUUGGCGUCGAAGUCCAUCCACUUCUUUUCCACACAAACCGAGGGCAGAUCAGAUUCAAUGUUUGGGAUACUGCUGGACAAGAAAAGUUUGGAGGUCUCCGCGAUGGCUACUACAUCCAAGGUAAGAGUGCCUUGAAUUUUUAAAUGAUUUUUUUUAUUGGCGUAGAUCUCUUAGUAUUAUGAUAUGGGGUUUUUAGGACAGUGCGCCAUUGUCAUGUUUGAUGUCACUGCUCGUGUGACAUACAAAAAUGUUCCCAACUGGCAUCGCGAUUUAACUCGCGUUUGCGAGAACAUCCCGAUCGUUCUUUGUGGUAACAAGGUAAAUGAUUCAAUAUUUUCGGAGUCUCACGGGAAAAAAAUUUCCAGGUCGAUGUGAAAGACAGAAAAGUCAAAGCCAAGACUAUCACCUUCCACCGAAAGAAGAACCUCCAGUACUAUGACAUUUCUGCAAAAUCGAAUUACAACUUCGAAAAGCCCUUCCUUUGGCUUGCACGGAAGCUUCUAGGUGAUCCGAACCUUGAGUUUGUCGCUAUGCCGGCUCUUGCACCACCAGAGGUAAUUAAAAAUUCUCUUUAAUACAUCAUUAUAUAAUUAUAAUUUUUUUUAGUUCGAAAUGGAUCCUAAGAUGAUUGCACAAUACGAGAAGGAUCUGGGCGAAGCUGCAAGCGCCGAGCUUCCCGAUGAUGAUGAUGAUCUUUAA
This is a messenger RNA of Caenorhabditis auriculariae, 902 nucleotides long. NCBI's taxonomy places the organism in Eukaryota, Metazoa, Nematoda, Chromadorea, Rhabditida, Rhabditidae. The record is from the annotation of a GenBank genome assembly.